Messenger RNA from Megalopta genalis, 1645 nucleotides. RefSeq names its product palmitoyltransferase ZDHHC2. The record is from RefSeq and is a predicted model, not a curated record. NCBI's taxonomy places the organism in Eukaryota, Metazoa, Arthropoda, Insecta, Hymenoptera, Halictidae. Gene Ontology annotation, molecular function: palmitoyltransferase activity.
GAAUCAAGUGAAUCAGUGUACAAUGGCUCGCACUCCCGCAUUCAUGCUUGCACUCUGAUCGGAUGUCGGAUUACAUGUACGCCUUUCGUGCAAGGUGUCCGCGACGGUGCACGGUGUUGAUUAUAAAAAAAAUAAUGUAUACGUAAACGGGAAAUAAUUUCGUGCACAAAUGCAUAUCUGCAAGACGGUUGACAGCAUGGGAAAGCAAGACGGGUCUUGUUGGUGGUUUAUGAAGACCGUCACCUGUAUACCAGUUAUUUUCAUUUUGACGGUUAUCGUAUGGUCUUAUUACGCUUAUGUGGUGGAAUUAUGUUUUUAUACAAUAGAUAAUUAUGUUCAAAAAGCGUUUUACCUGAUUUUUUAUCAUGCCGUAUUUUUAAUGUUUCUGUGGUCUUACUGGCAAACUGUAUUUACAGAUUUACUAAUAGUACCAGAUAAGUUUAGAAUACCAGAUAUAGAAAUGGAAAAAUUUCAACAAGCCGAAACAGAGGAAGCGCGCAGACAAAUUUUAGAAAGAUUUGCACAAGAUCUUCCAGUCACAAAUCUUACCAUCAAAGGAGUAAUACGUUUCUGCGAGAAAUGUCAGUUGAUUAAGCCUGAUCGAGCACACCAUUGCAAUGUGUGCAGGACAUGUGUUUUAAAAAUGGAUCACCAUUGUCCAUGGGUAAACAACUGUGUAGGCUUUCAUAACUACAAGUUCUUCAUGUUGUUUCUGGCAUAUGCUUUUCUUUAUUCUUUAUUCAUUACGGCUACAUCUUUACAGUAUUUUAUACGUUUUUGCAAAGGAGAAUUGGAAGGAAUGAGUAGAUUUCAACUCUUCUUCUUAUUCUUUGUGGCAUUGAUGUUCACAGUUAGCCUAAAUUCUCUUUUCCUGUACCAUUGUUAUCUGGUUUUACGUAACAGAUCAACAUUAGAGGCAUUUACUCCACCCAUGUUCCGCACAGGAAAGGACAAAGAUGGUUUUAGUCUUGGAAAAUAUAAAAAUUUUCAAGAAGUGUUUGGCGAUAAUCCUAGACUGUGGUUCCUUCCUGUUUUUACUAGUCUUGGAAAUGGUGUCACGUAUGCAGUACGCGCGCAACAUCAAGGCCCGCCCAAUACUUACGACUCCAUGGGCAGUACUCGAAACAGUUUUGGCGAUGGGGUAAACUUUCCUGAACGGCUGUGCAAUGAAGACACACAUACUCUGUUGGGACAUACUGCCCAACAGUGGGGUGAUGAGACCGAGCUUGACUCUCCACCUCCCUAUGGGUCGCAAGCAGGUAUUGUGUAGUCUGAAUCCCUAUAUCGAAGCUGUGCGAUUAGUCUACUACCUACAGUGUCCAAGUACAUGCUACAGUAUUCGUAAUACAAAGCUUGUUUAGCUGCAGUUACUCUGUCUAUAUUGUAUUCAUAAAAAAUUAUAGGUUCAGUGCUGUGAAUACUUCUACACAUUCACACAAGCUUAAAUGUUACACCAUCCUUCUUUACCUUAGUAAGUUGUUAUUAUUGUCCUAUGAAACAACAGCUAGAAAUCAUUCUAAAACAUUUUUAACAUUAUACAAGGUGUUCUGGUAAUAUUAUUAAAAAGUAUUACUUUGUAACAGAGUUUCUGAAAUGUUCUAUAUACACGAGCUAAGAGAUAUAUAAUUAUGUUGGUUAUCAUUAA